CUUUCCCCUUCCCCUUCCCCUUCCCCUUCCUGGUUUCGCUGAUAUCCGUACACGCACCAGCGUAUGCCCUCAAAGCCAUGACCUUUCAUAAAACCAUCAACAACUUAGGUCGUGUCGAUCAAUACCGCCGUUGCUCCAGCCCUCGGACCUCUGAUAUUCUCUACUUUUGCUUUGAAGACAUGACUUGGACCGACGAGAGCGUGAAAAGCGUCAUCAAAGCAUUCGAACACCAAUUCAAGGACACGGCUCUUGAAGCAUUCCGUGCUUUGGAGCCGACCUAUGCUGACGUCCAGCGGCGACUCGUUAUCGAAGCUCUGUUCAGCGACGAAAAAGAGCGUCGUCAGAUUCUGCAUAAGCAAAACGAUGGCAGCUACGGUGACCCCGUGCCAGGAUGGAUUACAUUCACCAAAACGGACAGCGACAAAGGCAGCAGCACGGCUACUUUUGUUUGCAGUGAAGGAGAUGAUGCUUCCAGCAGACCAAUCAUGCGAGCCCAGGUACUCCCAGCUCUUCCACAGGACACUCAGUACACGCGUUAUGUGUUUCGUUCUCUUCCACUGGAUACGCCGUGCCAUGCGCGCAGCGUCAUCAGACAAGCCAUCAUCGAACGCCAGAAAGCUACUGUUCACAGCGAAACGAAUGUUAAUCUCAUCACAUUUUCACAAAGUGUCAAAGAGACCUCCAUGCUUAUCGAUGCAGAUGAAAAAAACGUCGAUAAGUGCAUCAUGGAUAUCACAGCGAGCCAAGGCAGUGGUUGUGGCAGAUACUACUAUACAGGAAACGUGUGCAUCGUCUUGAAGAAUCCGGUGACCCUCUAUGACGCACGCAAGUGUCAGUCCUUCCUGGUUAUGUACGGUAACAGAACGUUUUAUGCCUCGAAUUAUUCGGCUCACUACCUCUAUUGUCAGCGCUGCCACUUUAUCGAUAUGCACUGCACAGACGACUGUCCCGUAUAAACAGAACAAAAAUUCAACCGCCUUUUACAUACUUAUGAAAUACUGCUAAUAAAAAGACAAAGUUGUGUGUACGUAUUACUGUAUGGAAAUCGUUUUUUUACCCUCCCAUGUACAUUCUGCCUGUACCGCUGCUUGAUGCUGAGUACUGUAAAUGGC
This is a messenger RNA of Zychaea mexicana, 1112 nucleotides long. RefSeq lists its product as uncharacterized. The transcript has a single exon. Bases 78 to 956 code for a protein of 292 amino acids. The record is from RefSeq and is a predicted model, not a curated record. Lineage: Eukaryota; Fungi; Mucoromycota; Mucoromycetes; Mucorales; Lichtheimiaceae.